GUUGUGAUAAACUUAUUAAAUAGUGAUUAGAAUGGCCUAUGAUCCGUACGGACUGUACCGUGCGGCGCCACAUCCUGCAUCAGUGUAUUCUAGUGCAUCCUAUGCAGCAGCUGCUUACUCACACUAUGGUGGCAGCUACCCCACCCAUGCACACUCAAACCCAUACGCUCAAGCCGGGGCUUACAGUGGAGCAUACGGACAACCGACUGCAGUAGUGCCCCCUAUGACACCCGGGAUUCCCUUAGGGUCCACGGGCGGAAGAACAGCUGCUGAAUCAGCUGCGAGUAAAGCCUACGAAGCGAACAAGCUAUUGUCAAAAGACACCAGCGCCACAUCCAAAUUUACAGCAGAUGACCUUUCUGGUGUCGCAUCGGCCCCUCCAGAGUUAGACUGCUUUCAGACGGGCUACAAAGCAGGUUGUCAGGCAGCCAUACAGCAGUUUAGAGUUGUUCUGCAGACCAUGUGUUUACCCCAGGCAGAAAUCAGAAGUCUAAUGAGUAAAAUACCCACAACACCCGCUACGAGUGAGGCGACAGGGAACGACAAACACAAAUGAAAAGAACAAUCUAUUGAUCGGAGAAAAUUAAACGGAGCAUUCACAAGUCAUUUAGUUAAUUUUAUGGGUUUGAUUGGUUGAUUAAUCUGAUUGGUUGAUUAAUCAGUUGAACGAAUUUCAAAUCGAUAUUAAUCAAAUAUUGAUUUGAGAACGACAUAUAUGUUGAAUUCGCCCCCGCUUAAUCUUUGCCAUCUGAUUUGUUCAGAUUCCUGUUACUUUUCUUUUAUUUAGAUGUGAUUUGAUCUGAUGUGCAACUUGUUUUAUGUUAUUUUUUUUAUUAUCUAUGACCUUUAAAUAAAAUUUUGUUUAUUUUG
Symsagittifera roscoffensis is the source of this 870-nucleotide messenger RNA. RefSeq lists its product as uncharacterized. The coding region runs from base 32 to 556 and encodes 174 amino acids. NCBI's taxonomy places the organism in Eukaryota, Metazoa, Xenacoelomorpha, Acoela, Convolutidae. The transcript is spliced from 4 exons. The record is from RefSeq and is a predicted model, not a curated record.